AUGGCUAGGGAUUGCCCUCAGAAUAAGAAUCAGAUGCAAGGGAGGAACACUGGUCGAGUUUAUACUUUGGAUGCAAGGAAGGCUAAGAGCAACAAUGCUUUGAUUGCUGGUACGUAUCUCGUCAAUGAUCAUCCUUGUUUUGUAUUGUUUGAUUAUGGAGAAACACACUCUUUUGUAUCAAUUCAUUAUAUUAAGAGUCUUGAACUGCAAGCAAUUCCUUUGUAUCCUCCUAUGGUGGUUACUACCGCCAUGGAUGAUGUAGUUGAGACACCGUUAGUUUAUGAAAAUUGUUCGCUCUCGGUGAAUGGUAUAAUUUUCCAGAUUGAUCUUAUUUGUUUACCACUUAAGAAGGUUGAUGUGGUUUUAGGUAUGGAUUGGCUUUCCGCCAAUUCAGUGUUUAUUGGAUGUGAAGAGAAGUUGAUUACCAUUCCAUCUAGUGAAGCUAAUCCAAAGGAUGUAUUAACUACUAUCUUGGAAGGUACAGUUGGCAUGGUUAGUUUCUUAUUUGAGAAGGAAAAGUCAGUUCUCUUGGUUCUCACUAAGGAACCUAGCGACAAUCUGAAUGUUACACAAAAUCCUAUCGUUUGUGAGUUUCCAGAAGUUUUCCCUGAGGAUGUCACUUCUCUUCCUCCAGAAAGGGAAGUGGAAUUCUCUAUUGAUCUGAUACCCCAGACGGCUCCAAUCUCCAUUUCUCCGUAUCGUAUGGCACCACUCGAGUUGAGAGAGUUGAAGGAUCAAUUGGAAGAGUUAUUAACCACGCACUUCAUCUGA
Lathyrus oleraceus (garden pea) is the source of this 771-nucleotide messenger RNA. RefSeq lists its product as uncharacterized. Lineage: Eukaryota; Viridiplantae; Streptophyta; Magnoliopsida; Fabales; Fabaceae. Bases 1 to 771 code for a protein of 256 amino acids. The record is from RefSeq and is a predicted model, not a curated record. The transcript has a single exon.